AUGGCCUGGGUAGCCCACGGCUCGUCGGAGCUGGGCUUCAUCCAGACUGCCGGCCAAGGCCAGUCCAGAACCGUGCCCGCCGUUGCCGCCUACCGUGGCCGGCUGUGGUGCCUCUGGGCCGACCUCGACGGCAACGCGUGGUGCGCCGUCACCGACGACGACGGCAACUUUGGUGGCCGCAUGCCCUUUCCUCAGGCUGGACUCCCUGUCAUGGAAAACCUAAAUGGCCACCUCCACGUUGUCGUCGUUCUAGAAUCCGGCGACAUAGACCACUACAUUCUGGACGAUGAGCCCCAGCGCCAGGCUUCUUGGGUCCAUCUUGGGCCCCUUCCCGGUGCGACCACGCUCUCGAGCCCCUGUCUCGUCGCCUUUCACAACAGACUCUUUCUGGCUUUUGUUGAUCACAACGGAAAGCUGUACUACACCGCCUGGACCACCUCCAACCCCCACCCGAGUUCUGCCUCUGAUAUCGGGGGGGCCUGGUCGGACCCCAAGGCUGUUUCGAGUGGUGAUAUCGAGACAUUUCGUGGCAUACCCGCGCUAUUCGUCACUAACGGCACUCUCCACCUGCUUUGCGCCUCCGCGUCUGAGCCCAGUGAGAUUCUCUGCUAUGCGUAUGACCCGGCCAGCUCAGGCUGGUCUCCGUGUCACGAUAUCACCGAAGGGCGCGCGGCGCGCGGAAUAAGUGCCACCAGCUAUGGCGAGACAGCGUACAUGGGCUUCAUUGAGAAUACAGGUGCAUCGGCGGACCGGCAGGGCGACAGCACGGUGACCAUUGCCUCCUUCCUGCACGGAAAAUGGCAGCCUCACGAGCCCGUCGGCGGCGGGCAGAGAGCGGCCGACCCUCCCCAGAUCGCCAUUCUCAAUGGCAGAAUCCACUGCAUAUUUAACGAUGCCACCGCGACCAAGGACCUCCGCUGGUAUUCCCGUCCGAUCCUCGCGUACAGCAUGGCCUCUUGGAUGGCGGCCCUCCCAGACACAACAUUGCUCUCCAACGUUACUAUCCCAGGUACCCACGACUCGUGCGCCCGGAGCUAUGUGCCGUUUGUGCGCACGCAGUACCUCAGCAUCGGACAGCAGCUGGCGCUCGGGAUCCGCUUCAUCGACCUCCGCCUCCGCCGCCACGACGACGGCAGCCUCUUCUGCUACCACGGCGGCAUCCCCCUCGGCUUUCCACGCGGCCUGUCCUUUGUGGCGGUCAUGGACCAGGUCUGGGCCUUCCUCCGCGGGCCGCACCACACGCUCUCGGCGACGGAGACGGUCCUCGUGUCCAUCAACAACGACGACGUCUCGGAUGACCAGCACGCGAACCCAGGCAUCUUUUACCAGGCUGUGGACGCCGCCGUGGCCGCGGCCGCGCCGUACCCCGACGGCACGCCGCGAUGGUUCCUCGGCCCCGUCACCCCACGGCUCGGUAACGUGCGCGGCCGCGCCGUCGUCCUCCGCCGCUACCCGGGCGACCCGGCCGUCGCGCCGCGGGUCCGCACGGGUCUCGACCUCAGCGACUGGGUCGAUGACAGCCCCGACUUCACCAUCGUCACGCCCACCAACGUGCGCGUCCGCCUGCAGGACAAGUGGAAGUUCUCCAGCCGCAUUUCCCUGGCCGAUCUCGUUGCCAGCAAGAGCGGCUUCGUGCGGAGCCUGAUGCUGCAAGCUGCUGCCCGGCCGCCGCCGCCGAUGGACCUGGUCAGUAGCGACUCGCAGGCAAACCCCGAAACAGACGAGCACAACGGCGAUUGGUACAUUAACUUUUGCUCUGCCGUCGGCGACCCCGUCGAGCACGGCGAGCUGGCAGAGGCCAAGUGGAUCGCCGUAGGCGCCCGCACUGUCGGUCUCGACUGGGUCGAUGGCAUGAACAGGCAGGCUGAUGAUGCUAGGGGAGAUUAUGUGGGUGUUAGUGGACGCGUGCGCCUCGGUGUCGUCAACAUGGACUACCCCGAGCUGCCGGCCGACAAUGAUCUCGUUGCGCGGCUGAUUGAGACAAAUUUCUAG
This is a messenger RNA of Lasiosphaeria miniovina, 1992 nucleotides long. RefSeq names its product PLC-like phosphodiesterase. Bases 1 to 1992 code for a protein of 663 amino acids. The transcript is spliced from 2 exons. NCBI's taxonomy places the organism in Eukaryota, Fungi, Ascomycota, Sordariomycetes, Sordariales, Lasiosphaeriaceae. Gene Ontology annotation, molecular function: phosphoric diester hydrolase activity. Gene Ontology annotation, biological process: lipid metabolic process. The record is from RefSeq and is a predicted model, not a curated record.